AUGGCGGUCGCAUUGCGCCAUCCGAGCCUCGUCGGCGGAGUGAUAUCUGUUGAAAACGCCCCCGUGCGCGCGCCACUGAGCAAAGAUUUCGCCAAGUAUAUCAAAGCUAUGAAGGAGAUCGAAGGUGCAAAAGUGACCAAGCAGAAAGAAGCGGAUAGUAUUCUGCAGCCAUAUGAGGAAUCCGAAGCAAUCCGCAGUUUCCUUCUCACAAAUCUCGUGCGCUCCAAGGAUGACAACACCUAUAGAUUCCGCAUCCCAGUCCAAACCCUAGGCGAUAGGCUCGAUAACAUGGCCGAUUUCCCCUUCUCCCCCGAGGGAAACGCAGUCAAGUUCGAGGGCCCGGCACUCUUUGUUCGCGGAACAAGGAGCCAUUAUGUUAAAGACUCGUCGCUGGAUGCUAUCAAGUCCUUUUUCCCGGCAUUUGAGCUCGUAGAUAUUGAUGCCGGGCAUUGGGUGAUUGCUGAGAAACCACAAGCGUUCCAGGAAGAAGCAUUGAGUGUGGCAAUUUACGAACAAAGGCUUUACUCGCCAUCAUCUGUUCAGAUUUCGCGAACACCGGACACCAAGAGAAAAGAAGAACCAGGAAAUUUCAGCCUCGUCACGGAAUUAUUAUAA
This is a messenger RNA of Uncinocarpus reesii 1704, 615 nucleotides long. RefSeq lists its product as uncharacterized. NCBI's taxonomy places the organism in Eukaryota, Fungi, Ascomycota, Eurotiomycetes, Onygenales, Onygenaceae. The transcript is spliced from 3 exons. Gene Ontology annotation, cellular component: mitochondrion. Bases 1 to 615 code for a protein of 204 amino acids. The record is from RefSeq and is a predicted model, not a curated record.